AUGUGUGAACAUUUCUACAUUAGAGGAAAAUAUGAUAGCUUCCUCGAAAAUCCUCAAAGCUGCGCCACAGUAGUAGAAUGUUCUCGAAGGCGGCCUACUCCCACUCUGUCACAGCCACCGCCGUCUUCGGCCAACAAAGAGUUGAAGGAGAAGAAAGGUUCGUCGUUGCCAGCCAUCAAAAAGUACUUGGUCGCCAACUACAAAGUUGAUCCCGCCAAUUUGGCGCCCUUCAUCAGGAAAUUUUUGAAAGUUGCUGCCACCAACGGUACCGUCGUCCAGACCAAGGGCAACGGCGCCUCUGGACACUUCAAAUUGCCCGUUGCCGGUGUCAAGCCGAAAAAAGCUAUUGUAGCCAAGAAGAAGAAAUCAAUUGUCAAGAAAUUUAAAGCACCAGGAACAUCGAAGAAGGCUGUAGUUGUGGCAUUUACCAAGCCAAAAGCUGCGACCAAAACGAAGAAAUCUCCGGCUAAACAAAAAAACAACCUAAAGUUGUCAAACCACGGGUGGUUUCCAAAGUGA
Metopolophium dirhodum (rose-grain aphid) is the source of this 519-nucleotide messenger RNA. Its product is annotated as histone H1B-like. Bases 1 to 519 code for a protein of 172 amino acids. Gene Ontology annotation, cellular component: nucleosome. Gene Ontology annotation, molecular function: structural constituent of chromatin; DNA binding. Gene Ontology annotation, biological process: nucleosome assembly. The transcript is spliced from 2 exons. Lineage: Eukaryota; Metazoa; Arthropoda; Insecta; Hemiptera; Aphididae. The record is from RefSeq and is a predicted model, not a curated record.